AUGGAUUCGUCUCGUUCGCUGACACUAGAAGCAGACUGUGCGCUCUCGCUUGGUCCCAUGUGGCAAUCACAAGACAGGCUUGAGAGAAGUCCAGACUCCGCUGCUAGACAACACUCGAACGACGGCUUACCGGCUUCUAGAAAACGGGUUCGGGAAGAUGGUGCUAGCGAGAGAGAAGUUACUUUCAGCAAAGCCACCAGGGAGAAGUUGCGACGCGAUAGAUUAAACGACAGAUUUCAGGAACUCGCGAGGGAGCUUGGUCCGUCAACAACUGUCAAGGUGGAUAAGGCGGUCCUUCUGACGGAAGCCGUCCGGUUUCUCGUUCAUUUGAGAGCUGAAGCCGCAAGCUUGUUGACGAGUAACCAGCAGCUCCAGGAUCAAAUCAAGGAGCUCAAGGUUGAGAAAUCCGAGCUGAGAGAAGAGAAAGCUCGGCUGAAAGCUGAGAGAGAGCGUCUGCGGAAAGAGCUCGAUACCCUCACGGCACCAACCAGGACAAACGGUUUUUUAGGCCAGUCGUCAGCUGUGCAUUUGCAGCCGUCGCAUACAGUGCCGCGCGCACCACACUCCGCACAUGAAACGUCCGUGAAGGUUGAAGCUGUGAGGUUGCCUCACCACAAGCACCUGCCGAUGUGGCAAUUCCUCCCAUCCGCCGUGGCUGAUGCAUCUGGAGAUCGCUUUUUGGCGCCGCCUGUGGCGUGA
Messenger RNA from Closterium sp. Yama58-4, 699 nucleotides. The record is from the annotation of a GenBank genome assembly. NCBI's taxonomy places the organism in Eukaryota, Viridiplantae, Streptophyta, Zygnematophyceae, Desmidiales, Closteriaceae.